AUGGGCCCUAAGGGAUGGACACCGAGCCAGCUGUCCUUGGCCGAGGGGUUCUGGGGUCCUUGGAGGUUUGCUCCCAGAGAACCAGGCCUUUCUCAGUUCGGGGGAAGCCCCAGGGUCUCAGAAAGUAAGCAGAGAGAGCGAGGGAACGGUGCAGGGGCUUGGAGCAGCCUGAGGAGGUGGCUUCCCAGGGAGCAGGUGGUGUCAGCCUCACUGUUGGCGGUCGGGCCUCACCCAGGAGAGGGAAGUCUUGGCAUUAGGCUGAGCUACUUGGGGGACAGUUCCCGGCCUCCAUGCCCCUUCAUGUGUCCCCAUCAUCGCCCCCAGAGGAAAGGGUCAUGGUGCCCUCCAGCCACACUUUCCCACCUCUCCCAUCUCUGCCUGUCUCUUUCCCCACUGGACUGGGGAGAAGCCCAGCCCAGCCCCCGCCCAGAAGCUCGCUCCUCAGCCUCCACAUGUCCCUAUAUCCUGAUGACCAUAAAUUAUUGCUUCUGCUGCGAGGCCAUAGAUACUAGACUGAUGCAGGUAGGAUUUGGUUUUCUAUUUUUUUUUAAGUUUUUAAUUAAAUCAAAGAAAACAAACAGUUGA
Molecule: messenger RNA, 585 nt
Organism: Rangifer tarandus platyrhynchus (Svalbard reindeer)
Lineage: Eukaryota; Metazoa; Chordata; Mammalia; Artiodactyla; Cervidae
Source: the annotation of a GenBank genome assembly